Pipistrellus kuhlii (Kuhl's pipistrelle) is the source of this 7741-nucleotide messenger RNA. It is a transcript of the gene SRFBP1, whose product is annotated as serum response factor binding protein 1. The transcript has 8 exons. NCBI's taxonomy places the organism in Eukaryota, Metazoa, Chordata, Mammalia, Chiroptera, Vespertilionidae. Gene Ontology annotation, biological process: maturation of SSU-rRNA. Bases 120 to 1403 code for a protein of 427 amino acids. Gene Ontology annotation, cellular component: nucleus; 90S preribosome. The record is from RefSeq and is a predicted model, not a curated record.
AGCGCACACGACUACGGAGUUUUGGGGCAAACAGGCCACCGUCGAGGGGGCGUGGCGACGCCGACGCCAAAGGCGGACAGACUUCACGUGCCGCUGCGGAUCCGCUUCCUAGAUCAACCAUGGCCCAGCCUGGGACCCUGAACCUCAAUAACGAGGUUGUGAAGAUGAGAAAAGAAGUGAAGAGAAUCCGAGUUUUGGUUAUCCGAAAACUUGUCAGAAGUGUUAGCAGACUGAAGUCGAAAAAGGGUACUGAAGAAGCACUGUUGAAAAACCAAAGGCGGGCACAACGGUUGCUUGAAGAAAUUCAUGCCAUGAAGGAAUUGAAACCUGACAUAGUAACUAAAUCUGCUCUUGGUGAUGAUAUCAAUUUUGAAAAAAUCUGCAAAAAGCCUGAAUCUACUGCAACUGAAAGAGCAAUUGCCAGAUUAGCAAUGCACCCUCUUCUGAAGAAAAAAAUAGAUAUACUGAAAGCUGCCGUCAAAGACUUCAAAGAUGCAAGACAAAAUGAUGCUGAAGUUAAGUCAUCAACAAAAGCUUCAGAAGAAAAUCAUUCCAAGGACACUUCAUGUUCAAAUGAUGAUGCCAUUAAGUUGCAGCAUGAAGGUGUUAUUAUCAGUGAGCAAAAAGACAAGGAAGCCAAAAUAUUAGCAAAGAAACCAAUUAAUAGCUCAAAAGAAAAAAUAGCCAAUAUGGAACAUGGACUCAAAACAGUGGAUAGUCCAAAUUCUCCAUCACAGCCUUCUGACAAGGAUCCUGUAGUUCCCUCUGGACCACAGAAGACGCCUACUGACCCCAAAAUGAAAGCAUUAAGUCAAAAGCAAGAAAAGAAAGCCUUUGAUAGUUCACUUGGUGAUAACAGUGAUGGAGAAGAAUCACAUGAAGAAGAGAAGGAGUAUUUUGAUGAUAGCACAGAAGAAAGGUUUUACAAACAAUCUUCCAUGUCUGAGGAUAGUGAUAGUGGAGAUGACUUCUUCAUUGGGAAAGUCAGACGGACACGAAAGAAGGAAAGUAGUUGUCCUUCAGUUUUAGAACAAAAAUCUCCCAAAAAAGUGUUCCCUGAAGAAGAUAUACUUGAAACCCGUGAGAGUAUAAGAAAUGAUAAAAACAAGCCAAGUACAGAAGCAAGGAAGUUUGAAUCAGUGUUUUUCCAUUCUUUAUCUGGAUCUAAAAGCUCUAGAAGAAAUUACAGAGAACAGGCUCCAAAAAGCAGCACCCCAGAUUUUCAGCAAGACGAUUCUCAACUCAAAAAUCAGUUUAUUAAGAAUGUACCAAGAAGACCACAAAAUACUAAACAGCAGACACAGCUGCCUCUUCAUCCUUCAUGGGAAGCAAGCAGGCGGCGAAAAGAGCAGCAAUCUAAAAUUGCUGUGUUUCAGGGGAAAAAAAUUACGUUUGAUGAUUGAUUAAUUAGUACCUCUUUUUGUGAACUUUUCCAUCUAAAAAAUUGUUUUCCUUCAUUUUGUUUUUUUUUGCCAGCUUAUUAUUUAAACUCGUAUUUGGAUAAGUUUGUUUGGAGGAGGUAUAGAAAUAAGUUUGUUGUUGUCUUUAUUUCUCUUUUUUAAGUAUGUUCAAGUUUUGUUUAUAUAAAUCUUCCACAAAUCAACUACAUAAGUUGAUUUAAAAAAUAUGAAAUAUUUUUUAUUCCCUUUAUAAAAUAAUUUUGAGAUUAUUACUCAGAUUUCCUCAUUUGUGCUUAUCAUGAAAUAUAUUUCACUGGAGUAGGUCUGUGUUUCUUUGCCUUGAGAAUAAAAGUUGAGAUAUAUUUAAAAUAAUAAUUGAAAAUUAUGAGGAAAUUGUAGCUAUUUAAAGUAGAUAACCUCUAUUAAAAGUUAUUCUUGUUAAUAAAACUAAGAUUAAGGUAGUAAUGUUUGGCCUGGAUGGGUAACUCAAUUGGUUAGAGCAUCUUUCCAGUACAACCAACGUUAUGGUUUCAGUCCCUGGUCAUAAAAUAAUCAACCAAUGAAUACAUGAAUAGAUGGAACAACAAACUGAUGUUUUUCUCUCUCUCUAAUAGCAAUAAAAAAAAGUAAUAUUUAUUUGGGGUAUAAAGGUAAUUAUACAAGAAAUAUUAAUAUUUAUUAUAGUUUUAUUUAGUAAUGAUCUUGUACUUUUUGACUGUUUUAGUUUCCCAGGACAAUUGUAGAUUUCUGAACAUUUCAAUUAUUUAGGUAACAUAUUGUUUAAAUGUAGCAACACAACCAAAAAUUACUUUUCUAUGUCACUGCAUAUAAAUCUUUCUGUUAAAUUCAAAAUGUAUGACACCUAAUUACGUGGCCAUGUGCUCUUAAGAGAAAAAUAAGAUUUUAAAAAUUCCUUCAAGCCCAACUGGCAUUGUUCAGUGGUUGAGCGUCAACCUAUGAACCAGGAGGACAUGAUUCAAUUCGUGGACAAGGCACAUCCUGUGUUUCAGUAAAAUGCAGGCACAUCCAGUAGGGGGCGUGCAGGAAGCAGCCAACCAAUGAUUCUCAUCAUUGAUGUUUCUGUCUCUCCCCUCUCCCUUCCUCUCUGAAAUCAAUAAAAAUAUAUGUGUGUGUCUGUAAUAUAUAUGUAUAAAUAUUAAAAUCUCUUCAAAAGUUAAUGGCAGGGAAAGCCUUCUGGUUAUCAGGAAUUCUCAAGCUCUGGAGAGUCAUUUCUACAUUUUCCAUGAGCUUAAAAAUUUAGAUAACUUGAGCAAUGGAAUUCAAGAUACUGUGUGGAAAGAAAAUUAUUUCAUGUUGAAUGCAAAAUUUGUUUUUUCAAAUUUUAUUUUGAUAUAAUUUUAGUUAUGUUAGAUUGAAAUUAAUUUCAAUUAUGAAAAUUUAUUACAGAAAAAAAGUGAAAGAAAAAUGUCUCUAUGCCUAUCCAGAUUUAGCCAAGCUACGAAGUUGAGAGCACUGUUUUCCAGACUGCCAAGUCUGCUUAAGACUUUACCCCAAUUGCAAGGAGUUAGGGACCAACUACAAAGUUAGAGAGAAAAGCCCACACAAGACCACUCUUAACUUCUGACACCAGUUGCAGGUUAGGAGAUGGUGUGUGGGAGGGCAAUGGGUGGAAGGUUCCCCAUACACCGAGGGUCCAUAAUUCGCUAGAAAAAUUUCCAGAGCUCACUGAAACCUAUUACAUUAACAGAGUUUAUUCAUCACAACUUAUAAACAGCCAUAGAAAGAGUUGUGUAGAGCAAUAUCUAUGAGGGUUCUAAAUGCAAAGCUUCUCUUGUCCUCCGGACAUAUCAUUCAGGCAUCAAAUGCAGAUUGCUAGUCUGAGGAGCUUUCUCAAGGUUUUGUAUCCAGAAUUUUUACUGUGCCUUCAAUAUUUAGGGAUGAUUGAUUGAUUGCCCACAUGAUUGUUCCAGAGGGACUGAUACUACAUGACCCAAGCCUCUGGUAAAUCACAUGGUUUGUCUUUUUCAGUGUAGCCAGCUUCUACCCUAAAUAAAGACAGUCCAAUCAGGUCUGGCAUGAUUGCCUUCACCUUCUUGAAUUAUUGUCUUUGGCAAGGCUGAGUUCUUUACCACACCCUGUCCUGCACCCAAAUUCCAUAAACAUUUACUGCAUUAACAUUUUACUGCAUUUUCUUUACAUGCAGCUUUCAUCUUUCUCUUUUUCCUCCUCUUCUAUUUAUCCCCCUCUCUUUCUGUUUUCCAUUCUUUCUCCCCCUCCAACUGUUUUCUUGUUCUCAUCCUUUUCUCUUGCCAUUUCAUUUUUCUUUUUUCCUUCUCUCACCUCCUCCCUUUAUAUUCUCUUUAUAAACAAGGUCAUUCUCUAUUCUCUUGUAUUACCACAAUCCAGUUACCAAAUGCUCAGAUUUUUCCAAUUGUCCCCAUGUCUUUUUACAUCUGAAAAGCCAACAUCAUACCUUACAUUCAGUUGAUAAUAGUUUCUGAGUCUAUUUUAGUAUUUUAUGACAUUGACAUUUUUUAGAAGUAUUGAGCAUUGUCCCUUUAUUUGGGUUUGUCUGAUGUCUCCAUUAUUAAAUUCAAGUUAGGCACUUUGGGCAGGAACAUCACAGGAGGGAUGUUUUAUUUAUCCCAGUGCAUAUUAAGAGGCAGGUGAUGUUGAUGUGACUAGUACUGGUGAUGUUAAUUUUCUUGUUUCAGGUAAUGUCUAUGAGAUUUCCCCACUGGAAAGUUAGUAUUUUCCACUUUGAAAUGAAUAAUUAUUUUUAGGGAGAUACUUUCAGAUUAUAGACUAUUCUAAAACUUUCACUGACUAGUUAUACCAUUCAGCCAUAAUUCUUACUGAAAUGAUUACUGCUAGAGUAAUUGUAAAUGGUAAUUUAAAAAAAAAGUUUCUUAUUUCUACAAUUACUAGCUGGUUUUUUAUAUUAAGGGAGAACUUCAGGUAUUAAAUUUAUUUCAUUGUGAUUUCAUGGAUACCUCUUUCUAUUUUUAUUGGGUAUUUUUUAAUUUGUUGUGUCUAAUAUUGGCUUAUAAGGUUUACAAUAUACAUAUUGAUCACAGUCUAACCUACAGUACACAUUUUUUAAAAUUGAUUUCAGAGAAAGAAGGGAAAGGGAGAGAGAGAAACAUAAAUGAUGAGAGAGAAUCAUUGAUUGGGGAUCAAGCCUAAAAGCCAGGCAUGUACCCUGACCAGGAAUUGAACCAUGAUUUCCUGGUUUAUAGGUUGACAUUCAACCAAUGAGCCACACUGGCAGGACAGUACAUUUUAAUUUUUUUCCUCCCAGCCUUUGUUCUGUUAUUUACAUACUACAUUUUGCUUCUAUGUUUAACCCUAUAAUUGUUAUUGUUUUUGCUGAUAAUAGGCCAGGAAUGCUGCUAAACAUUCUAUAGUAUAUACAACAAAGAAUUAUCCAGGUCAAAAUGUCAACAAUGCUAAGGUUGGGAAACCUUAGUGUAGGGCUCAUUUGGCCCCAAUACUGAAUCACUAUCUUAUGCUUUGUAAGGAAAUCUUUCUGUUGUGUCUGGUGAAAACACAAACUAUUCCUGAGACUAUAAGUUAUUGGUAUUGUUCCACUACUUUCUAGAGAUUUUCCCCUCUCGCCUUGGUAGAUUCUUUAUACGCAUUGCACAGAUCAGUCUUAUAUGAUCGACUUAAAGGAACCCUUCCUUUUGUACAUCUAGGAACCUUUCUGUGCGUCUUCCUCUUCUGUAUUUUUUCUCCCACAAUCUAGUCACAUUAGCUUAUCUAAACUCUGAACUAGCAGGUAGUGAGCUGAAGCACUCAACUCAUUUGGUUUUUUCCUUUAGGGUGUUAAUAUUCUGUACAGCUUUUUAUCCAUUAUCCCAAAACUUUUGUUUUAUAAAUUUCAUUAAGUUUUCUAGUUGCUUAAUGUAGAAGGGCAAAUCUGGUUUCAGUUAUGUAAUGGUCAGAAAUAGAAGUCCCUUAUUUAUUUUGAUACUCAAAUUGUCCUUAAUUUGACCACUGGGAGUCUUUCACAAUAUAUUUACUUGUUUUCUCAACUCGAAAAUACACAGAAAUUAGUUUCAGAAUUGCUAAUGAUGUGAUGCCUCUGUAAAAGUAGUCCAUUAACCAAAGUUCAGUAUAUGUUUAGAAUGCUUUUUUCUUUUGCCCGAGGGCAUAUGGUCCCAAAACUAUGUUUGAAAGUUAUCUGGGAUGAUGUCAGCAAAAAUGGUGGAAUAAGGGCAUCCAGAAGUUUUUCUCGAUGUCAAAAGCAAUGAGAAAACUGUCCUUAUUGUCAGAAGCAACUUUUUAGAGCUAUGGAAUUAACCAAAGGCUUACAGCAAUCCAGGGAAUAUUUUUCAGGAAAAACAGCUGAAUGUUCAUAAGAACAGUGAUCUUUGUGCCAUUUUAACUUACUCUAUUCUUGUCCCCACUUCUCAUAUGCCUGGUAAUCUUGCAAACCAGCAGCUGACAGCCACUGGGGGUCAGCUUCAUAGAUAGGUUAUCAGAAUUAUUAUUUGACUACUUUGGUAGUUCACUGGAAGGCCCCUCUUGCAAAUCUGUCUGUGUCAAAGAGCUUGCCCAGUGCAUAAAGCCAUUUCCUGAGAUAACUUAGAAAACAAAGAGAGGCAGUUGUUCAACAUAGCUGCUUGAGGCGGUGAAUAACUUGGGGCAAACAAAAAUUUCAUCAAAAAGCUUAAAAAGAAAAAAAAAUUUAUCAAAAAGCUUAAAAAGAAAUAUGAAGAAUUGAAUAUCCUUGGGAAAUCAAAUUUCUUAGAAUUAAGGAAGUCGCAGGUGUAACUGCAUGUUCAGGAAGAAGCUGAAGAUUCCCUAAACUCGAUCUCUGGCUGGCUACACAAUAUACAUUUUUCACUGCUAGAGAAAGGACUUACAUGUCACAAGGACACAGGAGAUAGCUUGCACAAACAAGAAAUGAAGGCUAAGGUGGAAUUGUCAACUUUCUGACUAAGUGUUGAAGGUGUGUCCCAGCACACAGAGCCCGGUCAACAAAAUCAGGAAAGUAUUGAUUUCAAGAAUGUGGAAAUUUCUGUCCAGUUAUACUACUAAGCUAAUGAAGUAGAGGAGUCAGUGGCAUACAUAACAAAGAAUACAGACUUCACAAAAAUAGUUUUAAAGUCACUAAACAACAAAAACCAGUAACAAAAUAUGGGGAAAGGACUAAUUUCUGGAGUUGCAAUAUUGUAUUUAAAUGUUCAGUUUCCAAGAAAACAUAGGAUAUGCAGAAGCAAAGUCUGGCUCAUAUACAGAGGGAAAAAAGCAAUCAAUAGAAACUGUUCUUGAGGAGACCCAGACUUUAUAUUUAUUCAACAAUAACAUUAAAUAAGCUACUUUAUGUCUGUGAACCAAAGGAAACCAUGUCUAAAGAGCUGAAAAAGUCUGAGAACAAUAUCUCACCAAAUAAUAGAAAUGAUAAUGAAGAGACAAAAAGAAACAGCAGCUGAAAAAUACAGUAAGUGAAACAAAAAAAAAAUUAACAGAAGGGCUCAACAGAAGAUUUGUGCAGGCAAAAGAAUGAUAAGGUGAACCUACAUAUAGGUCUAUUAAGAUGAUCCAGUCUGAGGAAAAAAACAAAACAACUAAAAUGAACAGGUUCACAAAAACUUGUGGAAUAUCAUCAAGUGUGCCAACAUAGGCAUAAUGAGAGUCAUAUGAUGCCACAUUUCCACUCAGCUGUAUAUCUUAAGAGAAUUGUUCAAGGAUCAACUGUACAUAAAUGGGGUUAUUCAGCCAUAAAAAGGAUAGAAGUAUUGAUACAUAUAAUGGCAAUGGAUGAACUUUGAAAACAUGUUCAAACAAAAACUUAAACAUGAAUAUUCAUGGUAACACUAUUAAUAAUAGCUAAAAGGAAACAAUUCAAAUGUCCAACAUAUGAUUGAAUAAACAAAAGUCAAUAUAGUUGCUUCUUGCACAGCAUGGGUUCAAAUUGCAUGGAUCCGCUUAUAUGCAGAUCUUUUUAAUGAAUACCUGCAUUUUUUCAUUUGUAGUUGGAAGUCUGGAUGUGGAGAGCCGACUGCAUUGAUCUAUGUAUGCCAUUUUAUAUAGGGGACCUGUGAAUUUUGGUAUCCAUGGAGAAGCAGGGGUUCUGAAACUAAUCUGUGGAUACUGAGAAACAACCAAGUUUUUGGGGAGUCAAAACCUAUUCACAAAAAAUUGUGCGGGCUGGGUGAUGGAGGCCUUGUGAGUGACUGCUAAUGGGUAUGGCAGUUUUUUGGGGGGUUUUUUGGAUUGAUGAACAUGUGCUGGAUUUGGAUGGUGAUGUUGGCUCAGUUUUCUCAGUAAACAAAACCCCACUGAAUUGUGCACUUUAAAAUGUGAAUAUUAUGGUAUGUGAAUUGUAUCUCAAUUUAAAAAAUAAUAAAGUUAUCUGGGUCUGUGCUUUC